Encephalitozoon romaleae SJ-2008 is the source of this 504-nucleotide messenger RNA. RefSeq names its product putative UDP-Gal beta GlcNAC beta 1,4 galactosyltransferase-like protein. NCBI's taxonomy places the organism in Eukaryota, Fungi, Microsporidia, Unikaryonidae. The record is from RefSeq and is a predicted model, not a curated record. The transcript has a single exon. The coding region runs from base 1 to 504 and encodes 167 amino acids.
AUGAUAUACACUAAAGAGGUAUACGAGAGUGUCAAGAAGCUCCUUGGGGAUUUAUGCAUGGCACAGAGCAGAGAUGCAGGAGUGGCAUACCGCGUGUCCAAAUACAAAUCAAAGGAUCCAGUGUUCCUGGUGGAAGGAAAUGGAGGAGAGAUGUAUUUGAUGGAAGACGGCGCUUUUGAGCUUGAGUCUAGAGGGUUUGAUAUUGAAGUACCAAAGGAGAAGGAAGUUACUGUCGUGUUUUUUAGAUUCAGCACUAAAAGCCCAGCGAGGAAUAUGACGGCAGACAAGCCAUUUUCUGACGGGCAUUAUAUGGAAGUGGAUGCAGGGCCUGUAACAUGGGAUGGAAGAAGAAUAGGAACUCUGAUCACAUCCAGGAUUCCACAAAGUUUGUAUGCACUAUCGAGCGUAUUGAGAAGAUUCAUUCGGAUUAAUGGCGAGGAGAAUAGGAAUGAAACAUUCGAAAGAUCGCUUGUGAAUUCCCUUAGCUCAAACAAAAUUUUGUAA